Vigna umbellata (rice bean) is the source of this 1520-nucleotide messenger RNA. It is a transcript of the gene IM, whose product is annotated as Alternative oxidase family protein. The record is from RefSeq and is a predicted model, not a curated record. Gene Ontology annotation, biological process: alternative respiration; carotenoid biosynthetic process. NCBI's taxonomy places the organism in Eukaryota, Viridiplantae, Streptophyta, Magnoliopsida, Fabales, Fabaceae. Gene Ontology annotation, molecular function: alternative oxidase activity. Gene Ontology annotation, cellular component: mitochondrion; thylakoid.
UUCCGUGAAAAGACAACGAAAUACCGAAUUUUGUAUAGUUGAAAGAAAAAAACAAAAUAAGGAAAACUGAGCAGAAAGAAUAUCCAAUACAGGGGCACGGGAAGUCGCCGGAAUUGCCGUAAAUGGGGCAUUUGAUAAAUCUAAUGCCUCCGUGGACCUCUCACCCUGUCGUUCUCCUUUCUUCUAUUCAAGGCCGUUAAUUUCUCUCUCUCCCUCUCUCUCUCUCUCUCUCUCUCUCUCUCUCUCUCUCUCUCUCUCCACACACACACACACCUCUCUAUCCCUCUCAACCAUGGCGGCGAUUCUCUCUUCUUCACUCUUUGCUUCCUCCUGUCUCCCCAAACCAUUUUCUCAUCCUCGAACUCAUACCGCUUCAUCACUUCUCAAGGCUCGCGCUUCUCUCCUUCAGGAUAACGAGGAAAAAGUGAUCGUGCAGGACUCCUUCCCCUCCAAAUCAUCUCCACUUCACACCACUAAUGGAAAAUCUUCGGUGGACUCAAUUAGCACCUCUGCGUUUGAGAAAGGGAUUAUCAAGGUCGAACAAUCGGUCAAUAUCUUUCUCACGGAUUCUGUCAUAAAGAUACUUGAUACUCUGUACCAUGAUAGAAACUACGCCAGGUUUUAUGUGCUGGAGACUAUUGCCAGGGUUCCUUACUUUGCCUUUAUGUCAGUUCUCCAUAUGUACGAGAGUUUUGGAUGGUGGAGGCGGGCAGAUUAUCUGAAAGUACAUUUUGCUGAGAGCUGGAAUGAAAUGCAUCAUUUGCUCAUCAUGGAAGAACUAGGAGGGAAUUCUUGGUGGUUUGAUCGGUUCCUUGCUCAGCAUAUAGCAAUAUUUUACUAUAUUAUGACAGUUUUAAUGUAUGCAAUAAGCCCAAGAAUGGCAUAUCACUUUUCUGAAUGUGUAGAGAGUCAUGCAUUUGAAACUUACGACAAAUUUAUCAAGGUCCAAGGAGAGGAAUUGAAAAAAAUGCCGCCUCCUGAGGUUGCUGUGAAAUAUUAUACAGGAGAUGACUUGUAUUUAUUUGAUGAAUUUCAGACUUCCAGAGUUCCAAAUUCUAGAAGACCUAAGAUAGACAAUCUGUACGACGUAUUUUUAAAUAUCAGAGAUGACGAAGCUGAACAUUGUAAGACAAUGAAGGCUUGUCAAAUCCAUGGUAACCUCCGGUCACCUCAUUCAUAUGCAGAGGAUGUUGAUGAUGUUUCAGCCUGUGCUCUGGAAGUAGAUUGUGAAGGAAUAGUAGACUGUAUAAAGAAAUCAGUUAAUCCUGAUCCAGCCAGAGUGAAGUAAGACGUGGCACAAUACAUAAUAAGAUAGGAGGCAGGAAAUAGUUGAAAUUUGGAUGUGGCAAGUAAUUGCCUUAUAGCAAGUAAAUGUGCAAUUAUUUAACCUUAAAUAUUAAUAAAUCAACAUAAUGAAAUAUCUUAUGUAGACAGUCUUCUGUAGGUUAGAUGUUCAUACUUCACUCAUUGAAGGUAUAAGAGAAAAUAAUAUUAUGAAGAUCGUCUAUAGUUCUGCACUU